This is a messenger RNA of Symsagittifera roscoffensis, 2111 nucleotides long. Its product is annotated as UDP-glucuronosyltransferase 2B33-like. The coding region runs from base 343 to 1902 and encodes 519 amino acids. The transcript has 2 exons. Gene Ontology annotation, molecular function: UDP-glycosyltransferase activity. The record is from RefSeq and is a predicted model, not a curated record. Lineage: Eukaryota; Metazoa; Xenacoelomorpha; Acoela; Convolutidae.
AAUGCUUAACGUCAAACAAGUUGGCUUUACCCAACUAGAGGGCAUGGGUAUUUACUUAAUUGCUAAUCAACUGACCUGACCUAAUAUGAGGUUCAUCUAAAUUUCGAGCUGCCUUUUAGAGGUGAGUUUGACUCGAUUGAGUGUUAGAAACCCAAAGCAUCAUUAAUCAAUAUUCGAUAUUUCGCGUUAAUUUAUUCUAAUUUUACUGAUGACAAUUAAGAUAUCGAUAAUGCUUUUUAAGCAUUUUUAGAUAUCUAUUUGAAAUUUUACAACCUCAGAUAUCUAAAGCACAGUCAACAUUGAUAACGUUUCAUUUCUUUCAGGGACUGGCUAGUUUCUAAAAUGCGAUUUUACAGCUUUUUUAAUAUUCUUACUCUAUUCAUUAUUCAAUAUUUUACUGGGUCUUUUAGCCUGAGAAUUCUUGGAAUCUGUUCAUGUUUCACGGGUCAUAUAACGCCAUAUUCGGGGAUUUUCAGGGCACUGUCGGCGCGGGGUCAUGAUGUCGAACUGCUUAUGGGCUCGGAUUGCUGUCAAACUAAAGUUGCUGAUAUGUUCAAAAAUGCGACCAAGUGUUUCAGUGUCGAUAUUUUCAACUCAUACCGGAUAAAAGCCGACAGUCAACUUGGCGGUCUUCUCAAUGUCAAGCAACAUUUUGCCGAUAACGGAACUAAAAUCGCGUUUGAUUUAACGCAUAAAUUUUUAGAGGAAAACGCAGAUCGGUAUGACAUAAUAGUGAGCGAUUUCAUCCAACUAGGGUCAUAUAUAGCUGCAGAAUUACAUAAUAUCCCAGCUGUUGUGUCAUAUUUAGGCCCAAUGGGUCUAACUCCACAGAAUCGGCCAGAUGAACGAUCAGGACUGAUUUACCUUCCCGAAACUACUUUGCCAGACGUUGUCAUAAGUGCAAUUGAAUUCUUAGGCGAAAGUAUUUUCCAAUUACUUGUUUCGGAUACUGUUUUUGAAAUGGUCCAUCAAAUAAAUUCUGAAUUCAAAAUGAAUCCCAAGUUACGCAACUCUGGCAUUAGCUUUCAUCUUCCUUUCACUUAUUAUUACACAUUUGCUCCAAUUAUUCAUAUGGGUCCAACAGAUUUAUUUUUGAUCAACCCUGAAUUCACAAAACAAGUGAACAAUGUACACAGCGUAGGGUUUGUCCCCGAUAAAUCGAGUUUCAAAAAAGUUCAAGCGGAUGUUCUAAACUUCAUUAGUAGUUCGGAGAAACCGGUGGUGUACAUGUCUUUGGGAACAGUUUUCGAAAUGGAGAGAUCGAAAUUGGUAAAAGUACUGAGGGAACUGGAUGAACAAGAACAGUUUUCUAUAGUCUGGGCUGCGUCCAGUGAACACUACACACAUCUGUCUACGCUGGAACUGAAGAAAUCGAAUGUUCUUUUGGUGACAGGAGUGGCUCAACUUUCGUUGCUGAUGAGGCAACAAGUCAAAGUUUUUAUCACUCAUGCCGGAGCCAACUCUCUUCAAGAGGGAAUAUUCUCCGAAACGCCUAUGCUGGUUUUCCCUGGAUUUGGUGACCAACCUGCAAAUGCCCUUCAACUGGUCAAACAGAACUUGGCCUUGCCGCUAGUGGAGCUGACCUUCAAAGAAAUAUCACGCAAAUUGGACUCUAUUCUAGAUUCAAACACCUAUUCACACAUGAAGAAGAGCCUCAAAGAUUGCAAAGCAUUGAUGAUUUCAUUUGGAGGAUUCGAAAAAGCCGCAGACAUUGUUGAACAAGUUCACGCAGGAGUGAUCAAAGUAGUUGAUCCACCACCUUUAGUUGACCUGGCGGCUGACAUUUACUUCAAAUUGUACACGAUUAUGGUGAUCGUUGUUUGUGGAACUUUUGUUUUCUGGGUAGCAUUGGUAAGAUGUUGCUGCAAACGACUGCAAUCAUCUAAAAGCAAGAGCGAGUAGUUUGUGCUCAGUUAGAGGUUCAACUGUUCUAUGAUCGAAAUUAACUUUUAAAACUAUUUAAAAAACCCAAUUAACCCUUUAUGCUUAUAUAACUCUCCCAAAAAAUUAAUAAGUCGUAACAACUGGCAUUUGAUUUAUUUUAAUUGAGUAAUUUAUCCGUUAUAGCAAGGUUUGUUUUAUGAAAACUGAAAUUAGAAUGUAAGAAAUUU